UGAUUCUUAUUUUUAGUGUUAAACUGGAAGUGCUGCGAGAUGGAUCCAGAACAGGUGGAAAAGUAUUUCGAUGUUUUCGAUUACAUUGUUUUUGCGGCGAUGCUUCUCAUCUCUGCGCUGAUCGGCGUUUACUUUGCGUUCUUUGCAAAAGUCAAGCAAAACACGACCAGCGAAUAUCUGAUGGGCAGCAAAACUAUGGGCAUAUUUCCUAUAUCUAUGUCUUUAAUUGCUAGUUAUAUUUCAGGUAUUAGCAUUUUGGGUAUUCCGGCGGAAAUGUACACCUACGGCACCCAAUUUUGGAUGAUAAUAACAUCCGAAUGUCUUGUUUCAAUUACAAUGGCCGUCGCCUAUUUGCCCGUAUUCUACACACUACAAAUUACCUCCAGUUACGAAUAUCUGAACUUACGAUUCAAUCAAACUGUAAGAUUACUAGGAUCUACACUUUUCCUUCUCAAAAUGUUACUUUAUAUUCCAAUUGUUAUCUACGUGCCCGCGCUGGCUUUUAGUCAAGUUACAGGAAUUAAUCUUCAUUUAAUAACGCCCAUUGUAUGCAUCGUUUGUAUUUUCUACACAACGUUGGGUGGACUGAAAGCAGUUGUGUGGACAGACACCAUUCAAACAGUCGUCAUGUUCGGUGCAUUAAUUGUUGUGAUCAUUAUGGGAAACAUAAGCAUUGGUGGAUUUGAAGAAGUUUGGAGCAGGAACGAUGCAGGUGGCCGGUUGGAGUUCUUUAAUUUAGAUUGGGAUCCGACAAUCAGACAUUCUUUCUGGACGGUUUCUAUUGGAAAUUACUUUGGUUGGUUGGCCAGCUGCUCCAUAAAUCAAGCAAUGGUUCAGAGAUGUUUAGCCAUGCCAUCGUUAGCGUCAGCUAGAGUUACUAUCGGUAUUUUAGUCAUUGGAAUUAUGAUUUUGGCCUCGAUGUGCUGCUACAUGGGAUUGCUAAUAUUUGCGUCCUAUCAUAAAUGUGAUCCAAUAACUCGAGGUUCCAUAGCUAAAUCAGAUCAACUUCUUCCGUAUUUCGUUAUGAAGAUUGCUGGAGCUGUUCCUGGACUACCCGGUUUAUUUGUCAGUGGGGUGUUCAGUGCAGCUCUAAGCUCAAUGUCGACUGGUUUGAAUUCAAUGACUGGUGUCAUUUUCGAGGAUUUAAUUAAGCCGCACAUCAAAAAACCUUUGUCGGAAUCGCACGCUAGCUUCUUGAUGAAAGUAAUAGUGGUCCUAAUAGGAAGUAUUUGCGUGGGUUUAGUGUUUUUAGUGGAAAAAAUGGGAGCAUUAAUUCAAGCAUCCGGAAGUUUAGCUGCAAUAACAGCGGGUCCACUUUUGGGUAUUUUCACUUUGGGAAUGUUCUUCCCAUUUGCGAAUCCAAAGGGUGCCUUGGCCGGUGGAAUUUUGAGCGGAACGCUCGUCGGGUGGAUUUCUAUUGGGACCCAAUUGAAAAUGGCCAACAAAGAAAUUAUAUUUCCCCAAAAACCGGUUUCAGUCGAAGGUUGCAAUGCGAAUUGGAUAGCCGAAUAUUUGUCUUCCGCCGUAAUAAAUGAAGGAAGCAGUUCCAAGAUAACCGAAGAACCUUUUUUCCUUUAUCAACUCUCGUACAUGUACUACACAGCUUUGGGGGCCAUCGUUGCGAUAAUCAUAGGAAUUUUAGUGAGCUACUUAACAGGCUGCAACAAGAACAGAUUAAUCCACAAAGACCUUCUAUCUCCGGUGGUGCAUCGAUUCUUACCGGAACAAAAAAGUGAAAUUCCUGAAGACAAGGACGUUAAAAACCAUAUAAAAUUAAGUCAACUCAGUUCAAUAAUUAAUUAAAUUGUUAAAUCUCGUACAC
Messenger RNA from Nicrophorus vespilloides, 1822 nucleotides. RefSeq names its product sodium-coupled monocarboxylate transporter 1-like. The transcript has 9 exons. Gene Ontology annotation, cellular component: membrane. The coding region runs from base 40 to 1803 and encodes 587 amino acids. Gene Ontology annotation, molecular function: symporter activity. The record is from RefSeq and is a predicted model, not a curated record. Gene Ontology annotation, biological process: sodium ion transport; transmembrane transport. NCBI's taxonomy places the organism in Eukaryota, Metazoa, Arthropoda, Insecta, Coleoptera, Silphidae.